Microthlaspi erraticum is the source of this 414-nucleotide messenger RNA. The record is from the annotation of a GenBank genome assembly. Lineage: Eukaryota; Viridiplantae; Streptophyta; Magnoliopsida; Brassicales; Brassicaceae.
AUGUUGACAUUGAAACCUUUGGUGCCUAUUACAUUAAAGCCUCGUUUUUUCUACAACAUUCCGCAACAUCGUGUCCAUUUCCGCAAAUCCCCAUUAAAGCUCAAGACAUAUGCUCAAAACGACGGCAACGACUCAGCGAAGGAGUCUUCUAAUGGCGGAAACAAACCGAUAAGUAGCGACGAUGAAAACGGUCCGAAGAAAGACGGAUUCGCUGGCUUCAGUUUCAAAUGGGGAGAGCUGUUGAAUCCGGAUCAAGACAACUUUGUGGCCAUUGGAUUAGCUGGAGUGUUGACUUGGGCUAGCCUUCAAGUUCUCUCACAGCUUUUCUUCAUCUCUUUCGCUAUCCUUGUCGCUGCUCUCAAGUAUUCUUUCAUCGCUGCGCUUCUCAUUUUCAUUCUCGUGACUCUCCUCUAG